Molecule: messenger RNA, 911 nt
Organism: Asparagus officinalis (garden asparagus)
Lineage: Eukaryota; Viridiplantae; Streptophyta; Magnoliopsida; Asparagales; Asparagaceae
Exons: 1
Coding region: 1-837 (278 amino acids)
Source: RefSeq, a predicted model, not a curated record
AUGACUUAUCUCUCUCAAGAGGCAGAGCGGCCAAAGCGUAUUGGCUCAGUUCCUGGUCAUUUGGUGAUCAAUCGCGGGAGGGAAGAAGGUAAUUCUCGACUUUACCAUGACUAUUUUUCUGAUAACCCUACAUAUGGUGCAAACCUAUUCCGUAGAAGGUUUCGGAUGCAUAGGAGUUUAUUCCUUCGUAUAGUCGAGGUGGUACGUGAGCAUGACAACUUCUUCGUACAGAAGAUGGAUGGUGUCGGCAAACUUGGGCUAUCAACUUUACAAAAAAUUACAUCGGCAUUUCGCAUCUUGGCGUAUGGAACAUCAGCAGAUAGUACUGACGAAUAUGUUAGGAUCGGUGAGUCAACUGCAAUUGUAUGUUUAAAGAGAUUUUGCAGAGCAAUUGUAGAAGUAUAUGGAGAUGAAUAUCUGAGGACCCCCAAUGUCGACGAUGUUGCAAGGUUAUUGCAAAAGGGCGAAGAAAGAGGUUUUCCAGGAAUGUUAGGAAGUCUAGACUGUAUGCAUUGGCAAUGGAAAAAUUGUCCAAUAGCAUGGGCAGGACAAUACUCAGGCCGUCAUAGAGGUCUAACCAUUAUUCUUGAGGUAGUAGCAUCAUAUGAUCUAUGGAUAUGGCAUGCAUACUUUGGCUUACCAGGAUCCAAUAACGAUAUUAAUGUAUUGCAGUCAUCUAAUUUGUUCGACAAUCUAUCACAAGGUAUUGCUCCUCCUGCUCAUUACACAAUUCAAGGAAAAAAUUAUGAUGUCGGUUAUUAUUUGGCCGAUGGCAUAUAUCCGAAAUGGCCAACACUUGUUCAAACCAUUUCUAAUUCUGAUGAUAAAAAUAAAUAAUAUUUUGCAAUGAUGCAAGAAGCAUGUCGAAAAGAUGUUGAGCGGUCAUUCGGUGUUCUCCAAUCACGAUUUGC